Messenger RNA from Paramuricea clavata, 1494 nucleotides. The record is from the annotation of a GenBank genome assembly. Lineage: Eukaryota; Metazoa; Cnidaria; Anthozoa; Malacalcyonacea; Plexauridae.
AAGGUAGACUGUUCACACUCGGUACAGCUCAGUUUGAAUCUCUUGUCGAGCUUGUUGAUCACUACACCAAGUUUCCACUCUACAGAAAAAUUAAACUGAAAUACCCUAUCAAUGAUGAGGUGAACAUUGACUGCUCUUAUCUAACACUUAAAGUGUGACUAACCCCAAAUAUGAUUUUUGGUAUGAGUAAUAUUUGGAUCAUUCUAAGAAGAAAUGUAAUGUAUCUUUAUGGUAAAAAUCCUCAUCUUGGUCAACUUUUUCACUGCCAAAGUUUCCGGAUAUGAGGUCAUUUGGUAAUCUUUGAUACAAAAAACAAAGCAAAACUAAUUUGCAAUUCACCUAAUGACAUCAUGUCCGGAAACUUUGAGAGUGAAAAAGUUGAUGAAGAUGGAAUUUUUUAUUAUAAAGAUAUAUUACAUUUCUUCUUCGAACGAAUCAAAUAUUACACAUACGAAAAAUGCCGGCCCUAGGGCCGGUUGUUCAAAGCUGGAUUAGCGCUAAUCCUCUUUAAAAUUUAACCUGCUGUCUUAGUUUAUGUAUUUCUGCACGUCUGUUUAUUUCAAAACUUCAGAGAAGAAAACUCCUACUGAUCCAGACAAUAUUUCUGAAGAAAUAUUUCCAAAUUUUUAAACAAACUGUUAUAGGACGUUUGCUUGCAUUUUAGGUUAACCUUGGGUCAAGCCUAUCGACUUUUGAACAACCGGCCCCAUGUCAAACGAGAGUGAGAGUUUAGAAGCGAGAGUUUGCGUGAGAGUUUUCUCAACUCUAAUGCCUCGGUCAAACGAGAGCAAGAGUUGCAUGAGAGUUGCAGAAAACUCACAUUAAUGAGAGUUAAUGAGAGUGCACGAGAAUUGGUGGUCAGACACGUUGCAACUCUCAUCAACUUUCAUCCUCGUUUGACCGAUGCUUAAAUAAAAGGCAUUGAGUACUGCAUUUCACAACACCGAACUUUCAUGUGUACUCAUUCGUCUAAGGUAUAUUUAUUUUCUGUUAUUUCCUCUAGGUCCUUGAAGAAAUUGGAGUGGUGAGCUGUUUGUUUACUUCUUGUUUGUUGUGCUCAAACUCAGAACUUUACAAUUUUUUGUGCAUCUCUUUGUCUUAGGAUUUAGGCGAAUACGACUCAGAGAUCUACCAAGAAUUGUAUUUGAAUCCGACGUUUGUUACAAAGGUAAGUAUUGUAAAUAUCCAUCAUAUUUUAUGACGUGAUAACGACAGAAUGUAGACGGUAGAAAAAAUUAAGAAGUUCAAAUAUGGAUGAGGGGAAAGUAAAAAAAUAUGAUUUCAAUUCAAAAUGGAGAACUGAAUAGAAAUUUCCUCUCUCGCGUAGCAGUUUCACAUCAUUCCCGAAUUACCAAUUAAAUUUUUAUCCAUUUAUUUUCUAUUCAGAAAGUAUGCAGGGCAUUGUGGGACUACACCGCCACAGGCGAAGGAGAAAUGUCCUUCUGUAAAGGAGCAUUCAUUACUAAUGUCGUGAAAGGUGAUCAUGGCUGGUAA